AUGGAAUCCCUUUCAGACACUGAUUGGGAUGUAGUUAUCAGCGGCACGGGGUUACAGCAGUCCCUCUUUGCCCUGGCUCUCUCGCGAUCAGGCAAGAAUAUCCUCCACGUCGACCCCGAAGGCUACUACGGAGAAAACGAAGCUGCUUUUAGCCUCCAGGAAGCCGAUGCCUGGGCUCAGAAGCAUGCAUCGCCCGACGCGACCGGAAUCUUUCGCGCCGCCGAGGUGACCAAGGCUGAGGGUGUGCCGUCGCCGCGUGGCUACAGCUUGGCCCUCGCGCCGCAGCUGAUCCACGCCCGGUCCGAGCUUCUCAACAAGCUUGUCUCCUCCAAGGCUUUCCGGCAGAUUGAGUUUCAGGCCGUUGGUUCGUUUUUCAUCUUCCAGCCUGCCUCGGCAGAUGAGGCGCUGCCAACGCUCAACCGCAUUCCGUCCACCAGAGAAGACGUCUUCUCAAGCACGGCGAUCCCGGUUCGAGCCAAGCGGUCGCUCAUGAAGUUUCUCAAGUUUGUCCUUGACUUCGAGUCGGAGCCUCAGGGCGAGGUUUGGAGGCCACACGCUGAUAAGCCACUCGCCGAGUUCCUGGGCUCCGAGUUCAAGCUGGAUACCACACUGCAGUCCUACAUCAUCACUCUGACCCUCAGCCUCGAUGGGAACAUUACGGUCGAGGAUGGACUAGUCGCCAUCAGCCGCCACCUGAGCUCCAUGGGUGUCUUUGGCAUUGGCUUCGCAGCCGUCUACCCGAAAUGGGGCGGCUUGUCCGAGGUGUGCCAGGUCGGAUGCCGUGCUGCUGCCGUCGGCGGCGCUGUGUACAUGCUUGGCACGGGCAUCACAAAUGUUGCAAAGCGUGCGGAUGAGACGACCCGGCUGGAUAUAUCUCUAUCCAACGGCAUGGCUGUGAAGGCAAAGACGUUGUUUCGCAGCUCACAAACUGUCCCUGAAGACGGUGUCUGUCUGACGCGAAUCACAGCCGUGAUUGGCGCUGCUCUGCCAAGACUGUUCGAGGCGGUGAUGGAAGGGUCUCCGACCCCGUCCGCCAUCGUGGUGGCAUUCCCUACCGGCUCAGUCUCGGACGACAGUGGGCAUACGUCAGAGUAUCCUAUCUACGCCAUGGUGCACUCGAGCGACACGGGGGAAUGCCCUUCUGGUCAAUGUAUCGUCUAUUUGAGCACAAUUUCCACGGCGUCGUCCAAGGCUAUCUUGGAUGCGGCCCUGUCAUCUCUGCUGCAUGCUGCUUCAGAGGGCUCGGCAACCCUUGAAGUCGUUUAUAAGCUGCAGUACGAGCAACUAGGGGCGAGAACGCCCUCGCUAGAUACCACGGAAGAUGACGUCGUAACAUUUGGUGCGCCAGUCCUCGACUUGGCGUUUCGUGAUACCAUGCUGCAGCCUGUGGGCCAGGCUUGGGAGAAGCUUACAGGCAAGGCUGGCGAAAUCGAUGCCGAGUACCUCGUGUUUGAGGACCGCGAAGGCGUGAGUGACGACGAUGAUCCAUUUAACGGCUAA
Molecule: messenger RNA, 1500 nt
Organism: Beauveria bassiana ARSEF 2860
Lineage: Eukaryota; Fungi; Ascomycota; Sordariomycetes; Hypocreales; Cordycipitaceae
Product: rab protein geranylgeranyltransferase component A
Exons: 3
Coding region: 1-1500 (499 amino acids)
Biological process (GO): protein geranylgeranylation; small GTPase-mediated signal transduction; vesicle-mediated transport
Cellular component (GO): Rab-protein geranylgeranyltransferase complex; cytoplasm; cytosol
Molecular function (GO): GDP-dissociation inhibitor activity
Source: RefSeq, a predicted model, not a curated record